AUAUCUUUCGUAAAUAAAUCAUGUACAUGUAAACAUUCGAAUGUGGUUUUAAGUUGAAGCUUUUCUGUUUUUUACUAAAAGAAAGAAGUUCGGGAAGAACACACUUGUUAACCAUGGGCGUGCAAUUGUAUGAAAUUUUGUCAACUUAUAGUAGGUUUAAACCACACUUCCUUAUGGUUAUGACUCAAGUGGGUUAUGCAUUUCUCUACUUCAUAACUGAAGCUUCCUUCAACCAUGGAUUGAAUCCUCAUGUUUACAUUACUUAUCGCCACAUUGUGUCUGGUUUUGCCGUACUGCCUUUCGCUUAUUUUCUGGAAAGAAAAGUAAGACCCAAGCUGACACUGGCAUUGUUUGCCGAGAUAUUUGUUCAUUCUCUCCUCGGGGUUAGCUUAACUCUAAACAUGUACUUUGCAAGCUUGAAAUAUACGUCUCCAACCUUCCUCGCUUCUAUGGUCAACACGAUUGCUUCUCUAACUCUUAUCAUCGCAGUUGUCCUGAGGUUGGAAGUUAUUGAUAUCAAGAGCAUCCGUGGAGUGGCAAAAGUUCUUGGGACCGUAGUUUCCUUGGCCGGUGUCAUGACCAUGACAUUAUACAGAGGACCUGCAGUAAAAAAUCUAUGGAGUGCUAUAAUCCACAUUGGAGGAAAUAGUACGAUUCAAGAAAAUUGGUUGAAGGGUUCAGUUCUUGUUGUUGCUAGCUGCAUAACAUGGUCCAUGUGGUACAUCAUGCAGGCCAUUACAUUGAAAAGGUACCCAGCACCACUUUCAUUGACAACAUGGAUGAGCUUUGUUGGCGCUGCGCAAUCAGCUGUCUUCACUGUGAUCGUACAGCAUAAACCAAAACCAUGGGCUAUUGGCUUCAACAUAGACUUAUGGGCUAUCAUCUAUUCUGGAGUGGUGUGCUCUGGCUUAAUAGUUUUCAUCCAACUAUGGUGCACUGAAAAGAAGGGUCCAGUUUUUGUUACUAUGUUCAAUCCUGUUUCAACAGUAUUGGUGGCAGUUUUGGCAUAUUUUGUUUUAGGUGAAAGACUGUAUAUGGGAAGCGUCAUAGGAGGAGUUAUUGUCAUUUUUGGUCUCUACACUGUGUUGUGGGGUAAAGAAGGGGAUAAAGAACUUCAAACCGAGCUUCAUGCACCCUCCAGUUCGAGUGAUGAAGAGCAAAAGGAAACAAAGAUACAAAUUUCUUCGAUGGAGAUGGUGGUGAAAUCUGAAGAAAAGCCUAAAAGUGAUGCAAAUACAUAGUUGCAAAGUUCCCGUUCCACACUUGAGCUAGUUUUACCAAGAUUUUCACAAACUUGACCGAGGCGCGUUUUAGAUUAACUUUUCCUUUCCCAAAUGCGGAUGUAACCAAGUUAGAUAUCAAUCAAAUUGAAGAAUCUAUAAUUGGUUUCAGAUGCCCCGUGAUUUACAUAAUAUUGAAGAACGAAAAGCAGCACUACUAUAAUAUGAAGUAUUCUUCCAUCCAA
Papaver somniferum (opium poppy) is the source of this 1465-nucleotide messenger RNA. RefSeq names its product WAT1-related protein At2g39510-like. NCBI's taxonomy places the organism in Eukaryota, Viridiplantae, Streptophyta, Magnoliopsida, Ranunculales, Papaveraceae. Gene Ontology annotation, molecular function: transmembrane transporter activity. The record is from RefSeq and is a predicted model, not a curated record. The transcript has 7 exons. Bases 114 to 1241 code for a protein of 375 amino acids. Gene Ontology annotation, cellular component: plasma membrane.